AUCACAACAGCUGUCACAUUCGCAGCAUUCAGGUGCAACUUUCGUUUUGUCAACAUCAGAAGUGCUUUAGUGAGAAAUUGGUGAAAAAUCGAAUUUUAAACUAUUUAAAGGCGACAUUUUCCCGUACAAACUAAUGCGAAAGGCUAUUGAUGUCCAGCAAGAAGUCCAAAGAUCCGUGUAAAGUUUCGGCCUGCAGAAUCCAAACCUGUCUAAAAGAACACAAAUUCGACGAAACGCGCUGCUACGAUGUGCUGGAGGCUAUGCGCCAGUGCUGUCUAAAGUGGCACCAGGUAUCGCUGUGUUGUUCCGGAAUCAAGCUGGACCGUGACUAUCUGGCGGACAAGGAAGCCGCCGAUCGCGAACGGGAACAACAGCAAAAGAAGCAGCAGCAGUAGCAGGAGUAGCGGCGGUGAUGAUCAACUACGAUCCGCGGCGGCGCGUUCUUGUCCCCAAGCGUAACUGGUUCCAGCGCAACCCGCGCGUUUGGUCGUCGGCCUUGACCGUGUCGGCGCUGUUGAUCUUCUUCUCGAAGCCCCUGUACGACGCGUUCAUCGCGGAGGAGAACCCGAACAAGCGCGAGCUUCGGUCGUUCCGGAUUGGGCCCAAGUGAAGUGACGAGGAGGAUGGAAUCGGUGCGGAAGGCGAACCAGAGAUUGCGCAACUAUCCGGUGCUGUUGGCCAAGUGUUCGGUGGCGGCCGCCGCGUACGCCACGUGUGUGACCACGGAUUUGAACGUGGCCCAUCGGGUGUGCGAGAAGGAGUUUCAGCAGUUUCAGCAGUGUUUGCAGAAGGCCGCCCGGGAAAUGGGCACGAAGCUGUGAAAUUGUUUUGUGGACAAUGCGUUUUUAGUGAAUAGUGAACGAUUAUUUAGACUAACAGUUUAGGUGGGGUAAAACGAAAGAAAGCAAUCUACUAACAACUUAUCAUUGUAAUAAAUUUAAAUAUGUAAGUAUCUUCA
Culex quinquefasciatus (southern house mosquito) is the source of this 958-nucleotide messenger RNA. Its product is annotated as cx9C motif-containing protein 4. The coding region runs from base 150 to 395 and encodes 81 amino acids. Gene Ontology annotation, cellular component: mitochondrial intermembrane space. The record is from RefSeq and is a predicted model, not a curated record. The transcript is spliced from 3 exons. Lineage: Eukaryota; Metazoa; Arthropoda; Insecta; Diptera; Culicidae.